AUGUACGGCGACAGCUUCACCGUCUUCGAGCGCUUCAGCCGCGCAAUGGACUGGCUCCUCUCAUCCAACGCACGCGACGAGCGCGGACUCUCCUACAUUGCCCAAGGCGACUGGUGCGACCCCAUGAACAUGGUCGGCCCCAAAGGCGUCGGCGUAUCCGGCUGGCUCACCGUCGCAACCGCACACGCCGUCAACCUCUGGGCAGACAUCUGCUCGCAAUACGGCCAAGGCGAGGCAGCAACCCGGUACCGCGCCGGGGCCCAACAGGUCAAUGAAUCAGCAAACGAGCACCUCUGGGACGGCGACUGGUACGCCCGCGGCAUCACAGACGACAACGUCACAUUUGGCAUCAAGCAGGACAACGAGGGCAGAAUCUGGCUGAACCCACAAGCCUGGUCCAUCCUGGGCGGUGCGGCCUCAGCCGACAAGAUUGAAAAGAUGCUGGAGCAGGUCGACGGCCAACUCGACACGCCCUAUGGCGUCGUCAUGUUUGCUCCGCCCUACACAGCCAUGCGCGAAGACGUCGGCCGCGUCACGCAAAAGUAUCCGGGCCAGGGCGAAAAUGGCUCCGUGUACAAUCACGCCGCUGCCUUUUACGCCUGGGCUCUAUACGGCAUUGGCGAGGUCGACCGCGCGUACGACACGCUGCGGAAGAUGAUACCGGGGCCGGACGAAGAGGAUCUGGUACGGCGCGGGCAGUUGCCCGUCUUCAUUCCGAAUUACUAUCGUGGGGGAGCCGGGCUGGCCAAGUUGGAUCGGACGGCGGGGCGGUCGAGGAGGGGUUGA
Molecule: messenger RNA, 786 nt
Organism: Plenodomus lingam JN3
Lineage: Eukaryota; Fungi; Ascomycota; Dothideomycetes; Pleosporales; Leptosphaeriaceae
Source: RefSeq, a predicted model, not a curated record